Molecule: messenger RNA, 1803 nt
Organism: Fonsecaea nubica
Lineage: Eukaryota; Fungi; Ascomycota; Eurotiomycetes; Chaetothyriales; Herpotrichiellaceae
Exons: 4
Coding region: 1-1803 (600 amino acids)
Source: RefSeq, a predicted model, not a curated record
AUGUCUCAACACGCAUGCGACUUGACCCCAGAGCACCCAACCGCCGCCAAUGAAGAUCCAAUCUGGGAUUUUAUCAGUCUGGACCUCGAUGCUGGCACUACUUCUCCCACCUCAUGGGCAAUGGACACCUUUAAUCCUUACGAGUAUCAGCAACUUCUACCUGAGCAAUCCAGCCCACCCACUGCACCGCAGUUGAGCUCGUUCGGUGAGGUGGAAAGCAUGUUACUCUCUUCAUGCGGAAUGGAUGUAGUAGGAAAGUCGCUUGGCUUGAUCGAACAGAACUCUAUGCCGCCAAUACAUCAGAAACCUCCUCAGGAGUGGAUAUUGCCGCCAGACGUCGGAACCGCUUGCAAAAUGGGGCAUAGCAGACAGAUUGAUUCCCCGUAUUUGUCCCUCGAACUGCAAGACAAGUUGGUUCAGCUGUUCAUGACGAGUGUGUAUAUCUUAUGCCCCGCCAUGAAUGCAGCGGAGUUUUACCGGUGGUAUCAGACCAGAUAUAACGUUCCUGACGACAGUUCCCUGAAGUCGCUGGUGUUGCAAGCCGUCCUUUUUGUCACUUUCCCGCACCUGAGCGACGAGGAGAGGCAAGACUCGGGCCUAGGGACGGUACCACAAGCACAAAAGGUCUUGUUCGAGUAUACACUCAGUCUGUACCAGACAGCAACUCUCACCAAAGAAGGCCACGUGGCGCUGACACAGACAGCCCUGCUUCUGAGCCACUGGAGCCCGUACAACAGCUCCAGAGAAGUGAACAGCUUCUGGAUCGACGAGGCCUUCCGUCAUGCAAUCCUGGGACGUCUAUACAGUAGCACCGAUUGUCACGACGUUCGUACAUGGUGGUGCUGUGUCGUUCGAAACCGGGUUCUCGCUCUGGCACUCUGCCGCCCCAACAAGUUGAGAAGGAUUGCACCGGGAAAACUCCCCGAAUUCUGGGCUUGCGAGCGUAAUCCGACGUUGCCUCAGUCGAAAUGCCACCCAAAAGAGGACGUGGAUCAGAUCUUUGUUGCCAUAUGUAUGCUGUCAAACAUCAUGUGCGAGAUACUGGCUCUACAGAGCAGCGUCGGCCGCCUCGACAGUGCAAGCUCACUACGGGAGAGACAGAAACUGGACAAUGAGCACAUGAGGCAGGUCACGGAUCUUGAAUUCCAUCUCCAGAUGUGGGCGGAAUACUAUGAAACCACUCUGUCUGCCAUCGACCAGGACAGCCUGUCGCGCUUGUCCAAGGUCCACCUCUUGAUUCCUCGAAUCAUCUUCACGUCCACCAAAGCCUCACUUUACGAAUCCCUAAUCCGCUCUUCGCACACCAGCAGACCUAUCUCGCGGCUCUUACACAAAUACGCCCUGAGCAGCUUGAUGGAAGUCUCCGAGGCUGUUUCUAUCCAGGCCGGCGAGCUCCUCAAGAUUGCAAAGACCGAGGACAUCCCCCUUGUUCUACCUGCCUGGCUUAUACUGCCUGUUGCAGUCCAUCUCAUGCGCAUGAACAGCAAGCUUACAGACUACACGCCGAUUGACAUUCGACGAUUCGGAAACCUCAUGCGGCUCCUUCACGCGAUGAACACUCGGUUCGAAGGCGUGCAGUACGUCACCAAGGUCAUUCAAAAUAUGAUUGAUGCUCUCACCAGCAGCGCUCGGGACGGCAUCAGUGAGGAAGUCAACCAGUUACAAGGUAUGACGGGGCGAAUCGACCUGUUACAACGCGCGCAAGCUGUCGAGACCGUUCUCCUGACCAAGGCCGCCGACAUGAUCCGCUCAGCCCUGGGCCAUGAAGAUUCGGCAUCGAUAGCGACAGGAACACGGUUAUGA